AUGACAUGCGAAAGAUGUCAGUUGUCGCUACGUACCUGUAGGGAGCUCCAUACUCUGAAUAUCGAUAAAGAAGGAGUUGUGCGAAAAAUUCGACAAAACCUUAUGCCAGUCAUUAACGAGAAUGAUGCUUUUGAUUCACGCCGAAGCCGUGCAAAUAUUGGAGUCUCACAGAUUAAUAUCCCUCUGGCAUGGAAUAGUGACCAGCAUUUUAAAAGCAAAGGAGAGACUCGCAUCUACUCAAUGUUUGUAGUGCUCCAAACGAAAAUGCGUGUUUUGGACUCACAUAUGGUCACGAAUGUAGACAGAACCAUGACUGACGUUAUGUUUCCGGAGACUUUUAUUUUUGAAGCCGAACCGGACGAUUUUUGUGUUGAAAUUACUAUAUACGGUGCUAGAAUAGACCUCGGUUUAUCAAAUGGCGGCGGAAGUCUGCGGUCACGUAUCACCCGCUCCCUUGGACGGAAGUUUGGCGGGCAAGUGAAGGCUAAUCUCAAUUCGUUGGACUUUCAAAACAGUAUCCGAGGUAAUUCGUUCUGUAUGGCUGGAACUCAUUUCAACAUCUUGGCUAGAGCUUGCUUAGUGCUCAACGAUGCCGGUGAAGAGGGCAAAAUCCAUGACCUACAAAUCUCUCCUUUUGCCGAUCUGUGCGGUCCACCACUGUAUGGCCACAUUUUGUGCCGCCUUGUCGUUCAACCUCUUUCCGUACUCCGUCCCUUAGCUGAAGGCACACUGAGCAUUAGACAACUUUGCGAGGAACGUAUGUUGAAAAAUGUACGGACGAGAUUACAGGCUGGUAACUUACACUGCUUUAGUAGUCAGGAUCGUCAGUCCACAGAGGAAACUACAUUAUUACUGAUUCCAAUCACUUCGGCCUCACAGAUUUCGAACACGUCGAAUCCGAAUACGAUACUUUUAUCGUCGCUAAAAUCCAUGAAAUCUGAUGAUUAUCGUUAUUACAUUAGUACAGAGGACUAUAGAAUAACACAAAACUGGAAGAGAGCUAUAGAGAUGCAAAUUGAUGAUUGUGCCAUUUGGGGUGAAUUUGCCUAUCGACCGACCAAACUUGUAAUCGAGAAGCCAGUUGAUCCUGUCAAGGAGACACUGAGUCGAGCUGCCGGAGCCCGUCUCUACGAUAAAAUCAGCAUCGCUGGUACGAUUUCUUGUGAUAGGGACUUGCUAAAUUAUACGCCAUCCUGCUGUAUCAAUGAUGGGAACUAUCUAGCAGGACCACCUAAGAAAACUAAACAUAGGCCUAAUGUUUUGGACCUCUUCCAGAGCAAGCCUUCAUCACCCACCCCAUCCAGACGCGGUCGUUCCCCUAAUGGAGCGAUUCACAGAUGUAUCAUCGAAUUAGACAGUGAUGAUGGCUAUGGAAGAAUCAAAUCAGAAUCCCCAAGCACCUCUCUGGUGAGAACGAGUACAAGCAGAUCUAUCUUCUACGAUCACUGCCCACACUGCGAAUGCGAUGGUAGUCACAAGGAAGAAAGCCGAAAAAACCUGCCGAAGUGA
This is a messenger RNA of Cylicocyclus nassatus, 1509 nucleotides long. The record is from the annotation of a GenBank genome assembly. Lineage: Eukaryota; Metazoa; Nematoda; Chromadorea; Rhabditida; Strongylidae.